CGUGAAAAAAAUGAGGUGUAGCAGCCUUGGUCCCAUCGACAGCAGAUCUCCCCACAGAAGGACACAAUAGAGGGAGAGAGAGUCAUUACAAAUAAACUCUCUGAGAUCUCUGUGGUAUGCAAGAAUUGUAGAGAGAGAGACGGUGAAGCAGAAGAUGCUCUUGAGAGUCCCAUUUUCAACUUACAAUGCUUCACCGGACCAAAUUCAAGCCCUAACCCAAUGCCGAUUCUUUGGCCCAUCAUCCAAUCCGCUGUCGAUUCGCCGACCAUACCCCGUCGUCUCGUGCGCAUCUUCUCUUUCCCAGGGACAUCCUCCGGUAUUGACUGUGGGGACCGGAGAGCCGAACAGCAAGGAGGCGAAGGAUCGGCUACGGCGGCGGCUUGGAAGUUUGACGGAUGACGGCUUAUCUUACAAAGAGAAGUUCAUAGUGAGGUGUUAUGAGGUUGGGAUUAACAAAACUGCCACUGUUGAAACCAUUGCCAAUCUCUUACAGGAGGUUGGAUGUAACCAUGCUCAGAGCGUUGGAUUUUCAACAGAUGGAUUUGCGACUACUCACACCAUGAGAAAAUUGCAUCUCAUAUGGGUCACAGCCCGCAUGCACAUUGAAAUCUAUAAAUACCCAGCGUGGAGUGAUGUUGUUGAAAUAGAGACAUGGUGCCAAGGCGAAGGAAGGAUAGGAACUAGACGUGAUUGGAUUCUCAAAGACUAUGCCACUGGUGAAGUCAUUGGAAGGGCUACGAGCAAGUGGGUGAUGAUGAACCAAGAUACAAGACGACUUCAGAAAGUCACUGAUGAGGUCCGAGAUGAAUAUUUAAUUUACUGCCCUAAAGAACCUAGAUUAUCAUUUCCUGAGGAGAACAAUGGCAGCCUGAGGAAAAUAUCAAAAUUGGAAGACCCUGGUCAUUAUUCCAAGCUAGGACUAGUGCCAAGAAGAGCUGAUCUGGACAUGAACCAGCAUGUAAACAAUGUCACAUACAUUGGAUGGGUUCUGGAGAGCAUACCUAAAGAAAUCCUCAACACCCAUGAACUGCAAACCAUCACUUUGGAUUAUAGACGUGAAUGCCAACAAGAUGAUAUAGUUGAUUCCCUCACUAGUUCAGAACCAAUUGAGGAUACUGCAGUUCUAGAGCUCAAAGGAACCAACGGAUCUGCUGCUACAACACAUCAUAACCAGGACUACUGUCAGUUCUUGCAUUUACUUAGAUUAUCUGAUGAGGGGUCUGAAAUAAACAGGGGCCGCACUGAAUGGAGGAAGAAACCAGCAAAAAGAUAAAUCUAUGGCAUUCAGUUUGCAUUACCUUUUGCCACACUUUCACUAGUCUUCAGGGUGACUGGUGUCUUCCUAUUUAUUUUUUUGGUUGUUUCUCGUCUUCUUUUCCCUUUCUUUCUUUCUUUCUUUCUUUUUCCUUUUCAGUUUUCAAUGUUCGGUUUUUUGGGGCGAGCUCUGCUCCCAAUGGAUUUUUGGCCGCGAUUUAGCCCACCUUAUAUUGAGUUUUUUUCAGCGGUUGUUAUGCGUGUAGACCAGUGAAGAGACUUCAGAUCAAACAUUGAACUUGGUCAGGGAAGUGUCCGUAGGGGCAGCCUCCACAAACUCCAUUACGCUACUGUUGUAAUUAUGUGCUCAUGUUUGUUGCUAAUAAUGUUUUAAUGAUUCUGUUUAGUUUGUCUUUAACUCUAAUCUCGUUCUUUUCUUUGGUGCAAACUUGUGAUUUUCUAUGAACAAAAAGCAUUGGCGUUUUUUUAAUGAUU
Messenger RNA from Ilex paraguariensis (yerba mate), 1749 nucleotides. The record is from the annotation of a GenBank genome assembly. NCBI's taxonomy places the organism in Eukaryota, Viridiplantae, Streptophyta, Magnoliopsida, Aquifoliales, Aquifoliaceae.